AUGACCGCCACACACUUCUCGUCCUCGCCAGCAGCGCAGGGCGAUCCGCAGUACGACGAACUCCUCCAGCGCCUCGAAGCCAUAGAACUGCGCUCUACCGCCCGCUCAGCACCAACAGCCCCGGCCCGACCCUCCAGCAGGAACUCACCCCAGCCCGGCCAGCAAGAGGACGACCAGGACGAGUCCCACUUCACCGCCGACCAGCCGUCCAGGGUCCCUUUGCACCGACUCUUCGAGCAGCCAGGCACACUCCCUGAAAUCAGCGAAAGCAUGGGCGAAGCCAACACACUCGCCCACCAGUCGAGCAACACCUCCGACGACAGCAUGGCCUCACGCCGGCCCUCUACGCCUCGCUCGCAAACCGAUCCUGCACCGGGCAUCACUCCCACAUAUCAGACGAAGCCACGCAACCGGUCGCCCUACGCUCGCUCCCACAUGCGUUCUCAGAGCGGCCACAGUGCACUCGCUCCCCCGAUGACCAGAGCGCACUCGUUGCCCAUUGUUAUGCAGUCCAUUCCAGGGCGCCAGCCGUCGAUCAGCCGCCUCACACUCUCGCCCUCGCCCAUGCCACUCGACCGCCCUUCGUCUCCCCUCCGCUCGCCCAAGCCGCGCAGUCCACGAACAGUCGAGCCGCGCCUAUCAACCACAGGUAUGCAGGAACGAUACGGCUCUGGCAUACGUCCAGCUUCUGUGGGUUCGUUCGAAGGAGCUCCCAGCGUCUGCGACAUUGCGGAGGAUGCAGAGCUUGAGCUCACGCCGCGCGCCACCAGCAGCAGCAGCAUAUCCAGCCUGUACAGCAGCGCUGGUUCAUUGUCUAGGCGCAGGCGGCCAGCAUCUCCCCUCUAUAACGUCGCCAUACCUUUUGGCGCACUCCCGACCAGCACCCCUUCUGCCAGCACACCAACCUCUACAGCAUCCUCCCCCAUGCUAGCGCCUUCCAAGUUCAACGAGCACUACCCGUCCUCCUUCGCCUCCUCGUCGGUCCCAUCUACACCAACCUCGAUGCGCUCUCGCAGUCCCUCCAUCUCAUCCCUCGAAACAAUAGAAGACAGCCCUGAUGCCGAGGAUAUGGCCCUCGAAUCAGAACGCAUUGCCCAGCUGAAGGCAGCAGCCGACCGCGAAGACGGUGGUGAUCUUCGCCGAUCUAGUCUGGAUGUGCCUGAAGGUCGCGGCCGUGGCUUCAACUCUGGAAAGAGAGACGCUAGGAAGCGCUGGAGUGUCUGUGGAGGCGAAAGACGUGUAGACCUCUCGCUCGGCACAGUCUGGGAGGACUGA
Messenger RNA from Boeremia exigua, 1275 nucleotides. RefSeq lists its product as uncharacterized. Bases 1 to 1275 code for a protein of 424 amino acids. The record is from RefSeq and is a predicted model, not a curated record. Lineage: Eukaryota; Fungi; Ascomycota; Dothideomycetes; Pleosporales; Didymellaceae. The transcript has a single exon.